AUUUGUCCAAUCAUCCUUUGAAAUGUCAACCAAAAAUUGACAAUUCAUUUAGCAGAAAUCCGCAUGGAACCCUUUCAUAUAUAAAUUGACUUGUUUUAACUCCGAAGGAGAGAGCUCUCAUCUUCUAACACGAGAAACAAAGAAAGAUCUUAAAAAAAGGUUUGUGGGUAUGGCAGAAGAAUUUCAUGCUGGGAUUUGUAGAGGGACGUGGUGGAAUUCGACGAAACCCAUGUUAACAGGGUGUUCUCUGCCGCCUUCUACGGGGGUUGUCGACAUGGGAAACUUUGGUUAUGACACUGAUAUGGUGGAUAUUAGGGCAAGAACAAGGUAUUAUGAAGAGUCGACUAAAAACCCAGUUUCUGGUGUUAGCUCCACAGUUUUCCAAGGUCAUCUUCAUCAUCAAACUGAUUCAGAUAGUGGUGGCACUAGCAGCAGUCUUUUGAUUGAUUCCACUUUACAAAUGAUGGGUUUUGGCCUUCCAUCUUCGACAACUUCGGACUGGAACUUGUCUUUGCUUCGGAGUAAUGGGAGAACUGAGUUUUAUAAUUCGAUUCUUCAAGAAGAUAUAGAUUCAAGGUUGAACUAUCGGCAAGAAACAGGCAUGAGUUCAGUUCAAAUCCAUAACUACUGGAGCCCAAAGAGCCAUUCAAGUCCUGGGAAAGAUUCUUCCAUCCCUGUUGUCGAGCCUAUCGAUCAAGAUAUUUCAUUGAAUUCAGUAACCAGCUCCGGUAAUAGUACACCAACAUGCCAGGGCUUGCCAGCUGGGUUCCCAAUGGCUUCAUCAUCGUACGGUUACCCAUCAACACUGUUACAUAGUUUGUUUCAAUCCGAUCCUCAAACUUCAGAACAACAAUCACUUUUCAACAACCGGUCAAUCAACUAUAUAUCGUCUGAAAAAUCUUCAUGGCCAAAGCAGCAACCUAGUAGCUUGCGCUUCUCCAACAACACACCCUUCUGGAACGCCUCUGCCACUGGCAUAAACGAUGUUAAAAGCGGCUUCUUACCCUCGCCAGCAUCACAAUUUCUUGUACAAACAUUCGAAGAGAAGGCUAAUUGCCCCAGCUCGACAACAAAGACUAAUUCCACAGAAGCUGGAAAGUCGGCGUCAGGGAUGAAGAGGCCAAAGCUUGAAUCACCAUCGCCUUUACCAACUUUUAAGGUCCGGAAAGAGAAGCUAGGGGACCGAAUCACUGCGCUCCAGCAAUUGGUUUCACCUUUCGGAAAGACGGAUACGGCAUCUGUUCUCCACGAAGCCAUUGAAUACAUCAAGUUCCUCCAUGAUCAAGUCAAUGUUCUAAGUACUCCAUAUAUGAAACAAGCAGUAGAUUCCAUACAACAAGAGAAUAUUGAUAACUUGAAAGAUCCUGAUGAGCCAAAACAAGCCCUAAAAAGCCGGGGGCUUUGUUUGGUGCCAAUAUCUAGCACAUUCCCAGUUACAAAUGAGACCACAGCUGAUAUUUGGACGCCAACUUUUGGUGGAACAUUGAGGUAAAAGAUGAAGACAAAUAAUAAAGCUAAAUGGAGUUGUACAGUUACCACCAGCUCCGGCCAUAACUUCGAGUUCGGAGAAAAAACGAAAAGAGAUAAUGGAAAACGUAAAAGCUACCCAAUGCUUUUCUGUAUCAGUGUUGAUAAAAAAAGCUAAAGAAAAAAGAAAAGAAAAGGAAAUGACGGUCCAAAGAUGGUCGACAGAGACCAACAAAGUGUGCUGAACUGCUGGGCCAACUGCUACAAAGAGAAUGAUGUAGCGCUAAAGAAAAAACAAAGAAAAGAUUACCCCAUUCCAUGGUGUUUUUUUUUUUUUUUCUUUGAAUAAUGGAAGUUUUACAUAUUAUAGCAACAGGAACAAGUGCUAAAUUCAGCGAAAAUCGACAUGAAUUAACUCAUGUUAUACUUUUAUUUAUUUUAUUGUUGCUUGCUUUGAUGUUAGUAGCUGAAUUUAGCAGAUUCUAGACCCCUUUUUGUUCCAGUUGAUUAUAUUUGUAUAAGGUAGCCACCGAGAAAAUGAAUAAAGAAAAGAUUGCAUUAGAA
This is a messenger RNA of Gossypium arboreum, 2031 nucleotides long. Its product is annotated as transcription factor bHLH112-like. The transcript has 7 exons. Gene Ontology annotation, cellular component: nucleus. The record is from RefSeq and is a predicted model, not a curated record. Gene Ontology annotation, biological process: regulation of transcription by RNA polymerase II. The coding region runs from base 170 to 1492 and encodes 440 amino acids. Gene Ontology annotation, molecular function: DNA-binding transcription factor activity, RNA polymerase II-specific; protein dimerization activity; RNA polymerase II cis-regulatory region sequence-specific DNA binding. Lineage: Eukaryota; Viridiplantae; Streptophyta; Magnoliopsida; Malvales; Malvaceae.